Molecule: messenger RNA, 1176 nt
Organism: Venustampulla echinocandica
Lineage: Eukaryota; Fungi; Ascomycota; Leotiomycetes; Helotiales; Pleuroascaceae
Exons: 3
Coding region: 1-1176 (391 amino acids)
Source: RefSeq, a predicted model, not a curated record
AUGAAGAAGACGCUUCUUUUGUGCUUUGUGCACGGUUUUAAAGGCGGUGAUGAUACCUUUGGCGACUUCCCAUUCCAUUUGGAAACCCUCCUUGCCGCCGCCCUGCCCAAUAUCACCGUACAAUCGAUCGUAUAUCCCAAGUUCGAGACAAGGGGCGAUUUAAAUGAAUACACUAGAGAAAAGAAGCUCAUGGGAUAUAUUGCAAAAAGGCUCUUAGAAAAAGUCAUCGACCUCGAAGUAUCCAACAACACCCCCUCCCCAACAAUCGACCCCUCCGUGCGAACAAUACUCGUAGGCCACAGCAUGGGCGGCAUCGUAGCCGCCGACACAAUCCUCUCUAUCGCCUCUGAGCAACCUAUUGAAUCGGCCGGCUCAGAUAACACCUCACCACAUCCUAAUACUAUGAUGUUCCCCUACAUCCAAGGCGUCCUAGCUUUCGACACGCCGUACCUAGGCAUAUCCCCCGGUGUCGUAGCUCAUGGCGCAGAAGGCCAUUAUAACGCAGCAAGCUCGGCGAUCACCCAACUGAGCGGCCUAACGGGUGCGUUUUGGGGUACGAAAGCAGCCACCGCCGAUGCAAAAAGCAAGAAACCAGUCGCGGCGCUUCCAGCGCCCCCAACAUCUCCCAACACGACAGCCUCGCCCUGGCAGAAGUGGGGCAAGCUGGCUGUGGCAGCAGGAGGCGUAGCAGCCGUCGCUGGCGCCGGUGCAGCCGCCUUCGUCAAUCGGGACAAACUCACCGAAGGAUGGUCAUGGGUAGGCUCACACCUUGAAUUCGUCGGCUGCCUUAUGAAAGGCGAAGAGCUACGAAAACGGGUUUCUGGCAUGGUAAGUUUGAAUAAGGAGCUUAAGGUUGGGUGGGGGAAUCUAUAUACACGGCUGGGGAAGCAAGCUGUGAGUAAGAAUGAUGGAAGUAUGGUGGGUGGUGUGAUUGGAAAUCAGAGGACUUUUUGUAAUUUGCCGAAGACUGAGGCGAAGGCGUAUUGGUAUGAGGCUAUCAAUGAUAAUGCGAAGGAUGAGACGGGGGCGCAUAUGACUAUGUUCUUCCCGAAGGAGAAUCCUGGAUACUCUAUCUUGUCUGAUGCGGCUAAGAACCUCAUUGUGGAGUGGACAAAGAAUGACUGGUAUGAGUCGAGUACAGAUACCGACACUUGGGGCAAUGAGCAGGAAUUAUGA